Molecule: messenger RNA, 1558 nt
Organism: Aphanomyces invadans
Lineage: Eukaryota; Oomycota; Saprolegniomycetes; Saprolegniales; Verrucalvaceae
Exons: 5
Coding region: 21-1496 (491 amino acids)
Molecular function (GO): protein binding
Source: RefSeq, a predicted model, not a curated record
GGUCGAGUCAUUUUUGAAACAUGAAGCGCGGCAUUGCAACGCCCCCGACGUCCAAGAAAUCUCGCAAUGAGUACACGGCGGCCAACGCUGCGGACGACAGUGACGGCGACGACUUGGUCUUUGAAGAUCCCUACGGUGACGAUCUUGAGGACGAAGAAAUGGUGUCGGACGGCGACGAAGAGGUCGUGAACAAUGACGACGACGAUGACGAGAACGACAUGGACGUGGAUUCGGGCAACCUACCGCCCCUCCAAAACGACGACGACGAAGCGGAAGCACCCAAAAAGGUGUGGUUGCCGAACGUGGAAAAGCUUGGCGAGGAUGAAGUGCUCGACUACGACGCGUCCGCGUACGACUUGUACUACGCCAUGACCGCAGAAUGGCCAGCGCUGAGUUUGGACAUUAUCAAGGACAACUUGGGCGCGUGCCGUACUAAGUUCCCCAUGACAAUCUACGUUGUGGCGGGGUCCCAAGCGCCGAAAGCUGCCGACAACAAAAUCACUGUCAUGAAGAUGUCCGAACUGCACAAAACCAAACACAACAGCGACCCGGAUGACGACUCGGACGACGACUCGGACGACGACGACGAAGAAGGCGACCCGGUGCUUGAGUCCCGUUCCAUUGACCAUCGUGGCGGCGUGAAUCGCAUUCGCGCCAUGCCGCAAAGCUCCAACAUCGUUGCCACGUGGGCAGACACGAAGCGCGUGCACAUUUACGAUAUUGCGAAACAGCUCCAGUCCUUGGAUGGCAAAAACCCCGCGGGAUUGAGCGCUCAGGCUCCACCCGUGUUCACUUUCACAGGUCACGCCGACGAAGGGUUUGCGAUGGACUGGUCCCCUGUGACAGCCGGGUCGUUGCUCACGGGCGAUUGCUCCAAGUACAUUUACCACUGGGUGAACAACGGCGGGUCGUGGGUCGUUGACAAGGUACCAUUCACGGGCCACACGUCGUCCGUGGAGGACAUUCAGUGGAGUCCGACCGAAGCGACGGUCUUCGCUUCGUGCUCGUCGGACAGGACCGUUCGCAUCUGGGACAUCCGCACCAAAGCUCGUUCCAUGCUGAGUGUCGAAGCGCACGAUCAAGAUGUGAACGUGAUCACGUGGAACCGCAAUGUGGGGCACUUGAUGGCGUCUGGAUCGGACGAUGGGUCGUUCAAGAUUUGGGAUUUCCGCAAAUUCCAAUCGGACAGCCCCGUGGCGCACUUUCGCUACCACACGGCGCCCGUGACAUCGAUUGAAUGGCACCCUACGGACGAAUCGAUGCUGGCCGUGUCUGGCGCAGACAACCAGAUCUCGAUCUGGGAUAUGUCUGUUGAGGAAGAUGCCGAAGCUGCAAAUGCCACGACGGCUAAGCUGGAUGUGCCCCCACAGUUGUUGUUUAUCCACCAAGGCCAGACGGACAUCAAGGAAUUGCACUUCCACCCGCAAUGCCCUGGCCUCUUGGUUAGCACGGCGGCCGACGGCUUCAACGUGUUCAAGCCCGCCAACAUUUCCUAACUUAGUUUAUAAUCGCACCAUUGCCCGUGUCACCCUUUGGUGUACAUGUGCUCGUUCAUGGC